UGGGGAGACAAUACACAGUUUUUACACAGCAACAAACAUUUACAGAAAAAGCUUUACCUUUCAUUUCCUAUUUGCACAUUUGAAGAAAAGAAAAAUGGCGUCUAACCAACAAAGCUACAAAGCUGGUGAAACCAGAGGCAAGACUCAGGAGAAGACAGGACAAGCUAUGGGAGCGAUGAGGGACAAGGCUGAGGAAGGCAGGGACAAGACUUCCCAAACGGCCCAAACAGCCCAACAAAAGGCUCAGGAGACGGCCCAGGCAGCGAAAGAGAAGACAUCUCAAGCUGCCCAAACGACGCAGCAAAAGGCGCAUGAGACAGCACAGGCAACGAAAGAUAAGACCUCUCAAGCUGCCCAAACGACCCAGCAAAAGGCUCAUGAGACGACCCAAGCAGCAAAAGACAAGACAUCUCAAGCUGCCCAGACGGCUCAAGAGAAAGCCCGUGAGACGAAGGACAAGACAGGAAGUUACAUGUCCGAGACAGGAGAAGCCAUAAAGCAGAAGGCUCAAAACGCUGCUCAGUACACAAAGGAGACGGCUCAAGAAGCGGCUCAGUACACAAAAGAGACGGCUGAAGCAGGUAGAGACAAGACCGGUGGGUUUUUGAGCCAGACAGGUGAGCAAGUGAAGCAGAUGGCGAUGGGUGCAGCUGAUGCGGUGAAACACACUUUUGGGAUGGCUACGGAGGAAGAAGACAAGGAACAUUAUCCAGGCACAACUACGACCACUACUGGUACUACUCGGACCACUGAUCCUACUCAUCAUACUUAUCAGAGGAAGUGAUGAUAGCAAGAGAAUUAUGAACGUGUCUUUUCUUUUGUUUCUAUAAUGUCUUGUUUGGUCUUUUGACUUUUCCGUGUCUUUGUUUGUUAUCUCUGUUGUGUCCUUGUGUUUGUGAUUCCCUCAUGCGUCUUUUGUUGUGACGGUGAUCCUGGAGACUUCUAAUUUCCAGCCAAUAAGUUUAGAUUUGAUCCCAUUGCAACUUUUGUAUCGUCCAAUUUGUAUUCUUGUUUUAAA
This is a messenger RNA of Brassica rapa (field mustard), 1018 nucleotides long. Its product is annotated as late embryogenesis abundant protein 29. NCBI's taxonomy places the organism in Eukaryota, Viridiplantae, Streptophyta, Magnoliopsida, Brassicales, Brassicaceae. The record is from RefSeq and is a predicted model, not a curated record. Gene Ontology annotation, cellular component: nucleus.